AUGCCUCAAAGCCCUGCUAUCUCGGCCACAGAGCACCAUGGCUUCCAAGUCAUGCCACCAAACAGGAACAUAGAUCGCAUGCACCGUCAUAGAGAGGGCAAUGGUGAGCUCGGCAUCGCAUUACCGGAACUCUGGCUUGGUGUGGCGAUCGAAUCUGGAGAUGGCUUUUUCAAGCUCGGGUUUGCGUGUCAUGAUGGCACCUAUACCAUUGACUUUGCCGUUCACCAACUCGAUCUUCAGCAUCAGAUACCGAAACCGGGCCAGAGUGAUAGACGAGUGGUGAAGGAUCAAGAUGGGUCAAACGAAGGGGCGAGCCACGCGAUCUGUGACUAUCUGAUCAAGAGUGUUCACCAAUAUCAAGAAAAGAACCACUACAAGUUCUUAGCGGUUGGUAUUGCUCAAGAACUGGUCGCUUUGAGUCCACAGGCGCCAUCAAGAAUCUGGGCAAAGCUCGAUAUCGUCCCGAUCACUGUUCCUUGCCUCACCCGCAGGGCGACGCCUGAUGCCAACAAAGGUGUCGACGAGCUCGCCGACUCUAUGGUUCGGAAGGGUCUUGCGCAAGUCCUUCAACGUUUCAUAUACAUAGACGCCUUUCACACUGACCAAUACAAGGUUCUAUGGUCCUGCGAAGCAUCCACGAGUGCAGAUCUGGACAAUCAAAUCCAACUCAUCUCCUUGGCUCAACAACAAGCACUGGUCAGCGAGCAGACAUGGCGCACGGCCCAUUAUUACCGCGAGUCGAUCAAGCAACGAAACAUCAAGUUCUCAUUCUUCUCCGCCACACCCCAAGGUGGCGGCGUAGUCCUGAUGAGGCAUGCUCUGAUCCGCUUCUACAAGCUUCUUGGAGUCGAUACCACCUGGUGGGUACCGAGCCCUAAGCCAGAAAUCUUCAGGAUCACAAAGACGAACCACAAUAUUCUGCAAGGCGUCGCGAAACCCGAAGAACGUCUUCAAUCGGAGCAGAAGCGGCUGAUCGAGGACUGGGUCCAGACUAACGCCGGGCGCUUCUGGACUUCUGAAGGAGGACCCCUUGCUCCGCGCUCUGAGGGUGGGGUGGAUGUGGUCAUCGUUGACGAUCCUCAGAUGCCUACUCUUAUCCCCAUCGUCAAGAGACUUGACCCUGACCGUCCAGUCAUCUUCCGUUCUCAUAUCCAAAUCCGCUCCGAUCUAGCCCAAGAUUCUGCAGCGCCUACGGCAGAAGUCUGGAAUUGGCUAUGGCAGAGUCUCCAACAGGCAGAUGUCUUUAUUAGCCAUCCGGUCAAAGCUUUCGUACCACAUACUGUCAACCUGAACAAGCUUGCAUAUAUGCCAGCGACCACAGACUGGCUCGAUGGCCUAAACAAGCCUCUGAGCGAAUUUGACACAGCCUACUAUCUCCACGAGUUCAAUGCCGAAGCCACGCGCUGGAGUAUUGCCAAGAUCGCUUACCCGAAGCGCAAGUACGUCGUCCAAAUAGCACGCUUGGAUCCCAGCAAAGGCAUCCCGGAUGUCCGGCGAGCUAGGCAGAGUUCAGACGUCACUCAUCCUACUGCCAAGGCGACGCCUCAGCUCGUUAUUGCGGGACACUAUAGUGUCGAUGAUCCGGAUGGUGUCAAAGUCCUCGAGCAGACGCUUGACUUACUCGAUACCAAGUACAGUGAUAUCAAAGACGAUGUAAUUGCCAUGCGCCUCGGACCAACUGAUCAGAUAUUGAAUACACUCAUGUCCUCCGCACAUGUGGGACUUCAGCUCAGCACACGUGAGGGAUUCGAGAUCAAAGUCUCCGAAGGUUUACACAAAGGUGUCCCGAUGAUCGUCUCGAAUGCAGGCGGGAUCCCACUAUAA
Molecule: messenger RNA, 1824 nt
Organism: Recurvomyces mirabilis
Lineage: Eukaryota; Fungi; Ascomycota; Dothideomycetes; Mycosphaerellales; Teratosphaeriaceae
Exons: 3
Coding region: 1-1824 (607 amino acids)
Molecular function (GO): glycosyltransferase activity
Source: RefSeq, a predicted model, not a curated record